Angiostrongylus costaricensis is the source of this 360-nucleotide messenger RNA. The record is from the annotation of a GenBank genome assembly. NCBI's taxonomy places the organism in Eukaryota, Metazoa, Nematoda, Chromadorea, Rhabditida, Metastrongylidae.
AUGGAACAUGAAUCGGUGAAAAAGGAGUUUAGUUUGACUGAUCAAAAAACGGAAGACCAUCAGAAGCCACCAUGCGGAAGUUUCAUCGGAGAACCCGUACAGCGGGAACUAGUGGAGAAAAACAUAUUCGACAAUAAUCAGUCUGAUGAAAUAUAUAGUGAAGAUCAUUCUAUUAUAAAUGAAGAAUGUCCAAGCAGUGGCCUUCUAAACCAAUCGUUCGCUCCUCACAGAUCUUCUGUUGAAGUCGACUCAGCGGAUGCAGAUGCCUCCGGAAAUGGUCAGAACGAAACAUUCUCCGUAGUUCAGGAUGACUGUAAUGAAAAGCAUGGUGAGGGAACGUCUGCUUUCCCAUCACACUAG